Pyrus x bretschneideri (Chinese white pear) is the source of this 1637-nucleotide messenger RNA. Its product is annotated as protein SENSITIVE TO PROTON RHIZOTOXICITY 2-like. Gene Ontology annotation, biological process: response to aluminum ion; response to acidic pH. The transcript has a single exon. Bases 230 to 1465 code for a protein of 411 amino acids. NCBI's taxonomy places the organism in Eukaryota, Viridiplantae, Streptophyta, Magnoliopsida, Rosales, Rosaceae. The record is from RefSeq and is a predicted model, not a curated record.
UUGAUUCAGUUGUGACCUAGAAACUCCAAGUUGACUUUUCUCGAUCGCCGUCUCAUAUCUUAGCUAGCAUACGUAAUAUUAUAUUUCUGAAAGCAUGGUUGAUUAUUUCUUAAUUCAUAUAAACCCAGUAUUUAACCUUUCCCAGAAAAAGACCUGGCAACCACUCUGAGGAAACAAUAUUUCAGUCUCAAAGGAAGGCAGGUUGGAGAAGAAGUGAAACCGAAAGAAAAUGAUUUCUGCGGCCCCAUCUGAUUGUCUCCAACCUAUGUUACAACAACAGCACCACCAAGGGUUGCAAAACUAUGAAGACCCUCAUCGGGUUUCUUCAUUUUUACUUGAACCAAACUCCCCGACAUCGUCGUUGGGCCCUGAGAAUCACUCAACCUCUCUCUUCUACAACCUCUCAGUUCUCAAAGAAAAGGUUCAUCAAGCCAAAUCACUAGUCAACAUCCUCAUCUCUCCAGACCAUCAUCAAAGUCAACCCCAUGAAUCAACCACCAUCGCCAUGAGCAAUGUCAUACAAGAAAUCAUCGUCACGGCUUCUUCAAUGAUGUUCACAUGUCAAAAGAUGGCCCUUGGUUCCGCUACUAUCCCAGGUAACAACACCAACAACGCUACUACUAGCACCACUACUGGUCAAGGUCUUAGUGAUCAUUGUGAUCAUAAUCGCUUAUCGCAAACAAACUUUGGCGUCACUGAUAGCAAUAAAAUUGAUCAAUCCUCCUUCUAUUCAACUCAUGAACAAACACUCGAUUGGUUUAGCGAUAGCUUCAAUGAUUGUACCACUAGAUAUACGAGUACUAGAAUUGUCAAUCAUAGUAGCCACAAUGAUAGGCAUGUGCAAGGCAAGGAAUUGCCUGUUUCUUGGAAAAACUACGACAUUAUUGAGCUUGAUGCUUCUGAUUUGUUGGCUAAAUACACCCAUUACUGUCAUGUCUGCGGCAAAGGGUUCAAGCGUGACGCGAAUUUGAGAAUGCACAUGAGGGCUCAUGGGGAUGAGUACAAGACGAGCGAUGCUCUAAGCAACCCCUUGAAGAAAAAUAACAACAAUAAUGAUACUGCAGGAGGCAUAGAUGGAAACACUGAGAGUUCAACGAAAUUGCCAAUAAAGUAUUCGUGUCCGCAAGAAGGGUGUAGAUGGAAUCAAAAGCACGCGAAGUUCCAGCCUUUGAAAUCAAUGAUUUGUGUGAAGAAUCACUACAAGAGGAGCCAUUGUCCCAAGAUGUAUGUGUGCAAGAGGUGCAACAGGAAGCAAUUCUCGGUGUUAUCUGAUCUACGCACCCAUGAGAAGCACUGCGGCGAUCUGAGAUGGCAGUGUUCAUGUGGAACAACAUUUUCAAGGAAAGAUAAGCUGAUGGGGCACAUCGCCUUGUUCACUGGGCAUACGCCGGUUAUGAUAACUUCUUUGACAAGGAGUGGGAAGGUUGAUCAGCAAAGCCAUGGAUCGCAGAUGCAAUUGGGAUGAAUCUUGAUGUUUGAUAUGCACGGUCUUAGAUGUUUGAUAUGCACAGUCUUAUCUUAUGUGUCAAUGAAAAUGUUUAGCUACAAUAAUUAGCAGUAUGGUUUGUGAGUUUAGCAUACACAUUGUAAUGAAUUAAACGUACUUAUUUAUUCUAGCUCUGAAACUUUCGAUUCAA